Molecule: messenger RNA, 2140 nt
Organism: Anguilla rostrata (American eel)
Lineage: Eukaryota; Metazoa; Chordata; Actinopteri; Anguilliformes; Anguillidae
Product: 26S proteasome non-ATPase regulatory subunit 11A
Exons: 13
Coding region: 69-1337 (422 amino acids)
Biological process (GO): ubiquitin-dependent protein catabolic process
Cellular component (GO): proteasome regulatory particle, lid subcomplex
Molecular function (GO): protein binding; structural molecule activity
Source: RefSeq, a predicted model, not a curated record
UGUUCUGGCGGUAUUUCCUGUACCGCUGUCGGGAUUGUUAUGUGUCAGGCAGUCUGUGAAUUGGUAAGAUGGCGGCCGCGGCGGUGGUCGAGUUUCAGAGAGCGCAGUCUCUCCUCAGCACGGACCGUAACGCGUCUAUCGAUAUUUUACAUUCAAUAGUGAAGCGGGAUGUGCAGGAGAGCGAUGAAGAGGCGGUGCGGGUCAAAGAGCAGAGCAUCCUGGAGCUGGGGGGCCUGCUCGCUAAGACCGGCCAAGCGGCAGAGCUGGGCGGCCUGCUGAAGUACGUGCGGCCGUUCCUGAACUCCAUCAGCAAGGCCAAGGCGGCGCGGCUGGUGCGCUCGCUGCUGGACCUCUUCCUGGACAUGGAGGCGGCCACCGGCCAGGAGGUGGAGCUCUGCCUGGAGUGCAUCGAGUGGGCCAAGGCUGAGAAGAGGACCUUCCUGCGCCAGGCCUUGGAGGCCCGCUUGGUCUCCCUGUAUUUAGACACCAAGAGAUACCAGGAGGCGUUGCUGCUUGGCUCUCAGCUCCUGCAGGAGCUGAAGAAGAUGGACGACAAGGCGCUGCUGGUGGAGGUGCAGCUGCUGGAGAGCAAGACCUACCACGCGCUCAGCAACCUCCCCAAAGCCCGCGCCGCCCUCACGUCAGCCAGGACCACGGCUAAUGCCAUCUACUGCCCGCCCAAGCUGCAGGCCGCGCUGGACAUGCAGUCAGGCAUCAUCCAUGCGGCAGAGGAGAAGGACUGGAAGACGGCGUACUCUUACUUCUACGAGGCGUUCGAGGGAUACGACUCUAUCGACAGCCCCCGAGCAGUCACGGCGCUCAAAUACAUGCUCUUGUGCAAGAUCAUGCUCAACUUGCCGGAAGACGUACAGGCUCUGAUCAGUGGAAAGCUGGCUCUGCGGUAUGCGGGACGGCAGACAGAUGCACUGAAAUGCGUAGCACAAGCCAGUAAGAACAGGUCGCUGGCAGACUUUGAAAAGGCACUGACAGAGUACAGAGCAGAGCUGAGGGACGACCCCAUCAUCAGCACCCACCUGACCAAGCUCUACGACAACCUGCUAGAACAGAACCUCAUCCGCGUCAUUGAGCCCUUCUCGAGAGUGCAGAUAGAACACAUAUCAACGCUCAUCAAGCUCUCAAAGGGAGAUGUUGAGAGGAAAUUAUCACAGAUGAUUCUCGACAAGAAGUUUCACGGUAUAUUGGACCAGGGGGAAGGGGUCCUGAUCAUUUUCGAUGAGCCCCCUGUAGAUAAGACAUACGAAGCAGCCCUGGAAACCAUUCAGAACAUGAGCAAAGUUGUGGACUCGCUCUACAACAAAGCCAAGAAGCUAACAUAGAACUCAAGACUGCAGCACAAUGGAGAAUGUGUGUGAUCGGCGUGUGGAACAUUUGGGGGGAAGGGGGAGGGGGGGACCUGAAAGAAGAUUAAAUGAAGAAAAAAAAAAGAUAGAAAAACCCAUAAACUGCAGUGGGAUUCGUGGCCCCUUCCACUUUCACCCGGAAAGUUUUUAACGUCUCCCUUAACGGACGAAAUUUCAUUACAUUAUCAUCACAAUUUUGUUUCGCCUUUUUUUUUCUUCUCGUUUCUUUUACAGGUUUGUGUGCAAACACUCAGCGGCCUCAGCUGGCCAUCAGGGAAUACUGUAAAAUAACAAAGAACAUAUACAUUAUAAAUACAUAUAUAUAUAUAUAUGAAUAUAAAUUUCUUGCGGAAUUAAAUGGGUCGGUUUACACUGCCCAAAGAGUCUAGUUUUGCCAGCCCUUGGUGCAAUGUUGUCCGUUUGCCCUGAAAAUCAGAAAAUCUGGAGAAGCAAUGUUCCUUCCGGAAGAUCCCUCAGAUGAGAGUGUACCUCCUUCCUCAUCCCCCACUAUUUUUUUUUAUUUUUAGUAUAUUUUUUUUUUUAAACCUCCCAACCAAAAGCUCACUGACUGCUCCGUUCCUUCAGGGCUGAUGGUGAAGAUCGGAAAGUGUUAAGGGAAAAACCCUGGUAGGUCAGUGUGGUCACCUGAUAACGCACGCUGUUCCUUCCUGUCAUGUCAUUUCCUGUUUGUACAUACCAUUGCCAAGCAUCCCUUGUCUACCCCUCAUGCUGUCGUCUUUUUUAUAACGAUAAACGGAAUAAAGUAACGGAAAGCCCUG